AUGCUAAAAGAUUGCCCAAGAAAGCUGGAUUUUGAUGCACCGCUUCUAUCAACAAGGCGUCCGAUCCGCAUCAUGUUGCCAGCAAAUCUUGACAACAAGUCCCGAGACACUCACAACGGGGUGCCGUUCUCUUGGGAGCGAAUCCCUGGAGAGCCCAAGGACAUGGAAACAAGAGAUGACAAAAGCGACAUUGAUGUACCACAACCGAAAUUACCACCGGGCAGGUGGCAGCCACCACAAGAAGACACCAGUUACGAAGAUGGCUGCGAUGGCGACGUUGAUGAUGAUUAUGACAACCAAGAUAAUUAUAACAAAAAAGAUUGCUUCUCAGAUGCCAUUGAUAUUUUUUCAUUAGCAGAUUCAAUAGAAGAAGAUAAAGAUAAAUCAGAGGACAAUGUUGCAAUGUCAAUUGGUAGAAAUUCAGCAGUGGAGGUGGAGGAGCCUAAUUUCAUAAUUCAGAGGUUUCUACCAGAUGCUCAAGCAUUGGCUGCUGCAUCAGUUGUACACAACAAAGUUGCUACCUAUCCUAGUGUUUCUCGAGCUGUUAGCGUUAGACGUGCGUACCCUUCCCCGAAGGGCUGUGGGCUUGGAACAUUAUUCCGGUGGGGAUUGAAGCCGAAACUGUGCAGUGUUAAAAGCCCAGUGCAGGGAAAAUCUGUGAGAGUACUGAACUCUCAAUGGCGUACAAAGCCAAAACAGAAUAAUUGA
Messenger RNA from Fraxinus pennsylvanica, 708 nucleotides. Lineage: Eukaryota; Viridiplantae; Streptophyta; Magnoliopsida; Lamiales; Oleaceae. The record is from the annotation of a GenBank genome assembly.